Messenger RNA from Carassius auratus (goldfish), 2746 nucleotides. Its product is annotated as procollagen-lysine,2-oxoglutarate 5-dioxygenase 1-like. The record is from RefSeq and is a predicted model, not a curated record. The coding region runs from base 109 to 2301 and encodes 730 amino acids. Lineage: Eukaryota; Metazoa; Chordata; Actinopteri; Cypriniformes; Cyprinidae. Gene Ontology annotation, biological process: peptidyl-lysine hydroxylation. Gene Ontology annotation, cellular component: endoplasmic reticulum. The transcript has 19 exons. Gene Ontology annotation, molecular function: iron ion binding; procollagen-lysine 5-dioxygenase activity; L-ascorbic acid binding.
GAGGGGUGGAGAAAGGCAGAAGUGGGCCGGCUGUGGAUUGCACAGCUAACUUUGUCUCCAGGAAAGUCGUCGAGGUGGAGGACUGGGGAAAUAAUAACGGGUCCGAAGAUGAAAGGAGUUCUGGUCAUUCUAGCCUGUUUGUUUGCGUCCUUUUCUCCGCGUGACUGUAAGCAGCAGGGCUCGAUCCCCGAGGGAGAUCUUCUCGUGCUGACUGUAGCCACGCAGGAGACUGAUGGCUUCAGACGCUUCUUGAGAUCCGCAAAGCACUUUAAUUACACCAUCAAGGUUCUGGGGAAGGGAGAAACAUGGAAAGGUGGAGAUUACAUGUCUCCUCCAGGUGGAGGGCAGAAAGUGCGCCUGCUGAAGUCUGCUCUGGAGGACAUACAGGAGGAGAACAGAGUCAUUCUCUUUGUGGAUAGCUAUGACGUGAUCUUUUCUUCUGGUCCGAAAGAGCUGUUGAAGAAGUUUCAGCAGGCCAAGCACAAAGUCGUGUUUUCUUCCGAGACACUCAUCUGGCCGGACCGUCACCUGGAAGACAAGCAUCCUCAUGUCAGAGAAGGGAAGAGGUUCCUUGGAGCAGGAGGCUUCAUUGGCUAUGCACCCAAUCUUAAACAGAUGCUUUCGGACUGGUCAGGAGCAGAUAGUGACAGUGACCAACUCUUUUUCACCAAACUAUAUAUCAAUCCAGAGAAAAGAAAGUCCAUAAAUAUAACUCUGGACAACAAGUGCAGAUUGUUCCAGAAUCUUCAUGGAGCUUUUGAUGAAGUCAUGCUGAAGUUUGAAGAUGGACGCGUGCGAGCCAGAAAUGUGCUUUACGACACUCUACCUGUUAUUAUCCAUGGCAAUGGACCCACCAAACUUCAGAUAAACUACCUAGGGAACUAUAUCCCAAAUCUGUGGACGUUUGAGACUGGCUGCACCAUCUGUAACGAGGAUCUGCGACCUCUCUCUGGACUCCAGGAGAGUGAAUAUCCUCUGGUGGUCAUCGGGAUCUUCAUCCAACAGCCCACACCCUUUGUCACUGUGUUCUUUGAACGCUUGCUUAACCUCAAAUACCCCAAAAACCGGCUCCGGUUAUUCAUCUAUAAUCAGGAAUCCCAUCACGAGCCACACGUGCGCACAUUUCUAGAGCAUCACGAGUCUGAAUACCAGGGUGUGAAGCUGAUUGGACCAGAGGAGGACAUAGAUCCUGUGACCUCUCGUGAUAUUGGCUUCGAUAUGUGUCGUGACGACAUUGACUGUGUAUACUUCUUCAGCAUAGACGUGGACGUGGUUUUAAAGAACGAAAACACGCUUAGAAUCUUAAUUGAGCUCAAUAAGCCUUUCAUUGCACCAAUGAUGACUAAACCCGGGCGUCUGUGGACAAACUUCUGGGGUGCGCUCAGCGCCGACGGGUACUACGCCAGGUCAGAGGAUUACGUGGACAUAGCUCAAGGACACCGCGUGGGUUUGUGGAAUGUGCCAUACGUCUCUAACAUAUUCCUGAUAAAAGCCGAUACACUGAGGACUGAUCUCAAAGAUCCUGACCUGUUUGAAUCUGAAACACUUGACCCGGAUAUGGCCUUCUGCUCCAAAGUUCGAAACAAGGGUGUCUUCAUGUUCGUAACAAAUAUGCACACUUUCGGUCGCGUUUUAUCGACUGAAAAUUACCAGACAACCCACUUGAACAAUGAUCUCUGGCAGAUCUUUGAAAAUCCUGCGGAAUGGGAGGAAAGAUACAUUCAUGAGAAUUAUUCCAAAGUUUUGAGAGAUGAUCUUAUAGAAAUGCCGUGUCCUGAUGUGUACUGGUUCCCUAUUUUCACUGACGUGGCCUGCAGACAUCUCAUUGAAGAGAUGGAGCACUUUGGCCAGUGGUCAGGAGGUGGAAACGUGGACAAAAGGAUCCAAGGUGGAUAUGAAAAUGUCCCCACUAUUGAUAUCCACAUGAAUCAGGUGGGAUACGAUAAAGAAUGGCACAAGUUUCUUUUGGAUUAUAUAGCGCCGGUCACUGAGAAAAUGUAUCCAGGGUACUACACAAGGGCUCAGUUUGAUCUGGCGUUUGUAGUCAGAUAUAAACCUGAUGAACAACCCGCAUUAAAACCACAUCACGAUGCCUCUACUUUCACCAUCAAUAUUGCACUCAAUCAAGUGGGGAUUGACUAUCAGGGCGGUGGCUGCCGGUUCCUAAGGUACAACUGCUCCGUGACAGCUCCGAGGAGGGGCUGGACGCUCCUGCACCCCGGACGCCUCACACACUACCACGAGGGGCUGCCCACUGUACAGGGGGUCCGAUACAUCUCUGUCUCAUUUGUGGACCCUUGAACUACUUCUUACUGGAAACUAAGAUUUGCUUUGAAUUCAGAAGACUGUAGGAUAAGCAAAUAAUCAAUGAGUGCACAUUAACACAGUACCUUUCAUUGUGAAAAUGCCAGUGUGUAUAUAUAUAUAUAUAUUUUUUUUUUUUUCUUUCCAUAUGUUUUGUUACACAAAAGCAUCUUUUGAUAACAGUUGAUGAAUGUCGAAUGCUGUUUGAAGGAUCACUAUGCAAAAUGUGACUUAUAUGCAAUGAUAUUUCACUUGUUUAUUUAUUGUCAUGUAUUGAAAGGGAUUUUUCCAUACAGAUGAUGUGGAUGUGUUUCAAUAAAGCAUCUGUCCUUGCUUUGACAUUCACAGGUUUAUUGAGAAGUGUUCUUUAUAGAUGCCCCUCAAACAAUUGAUGCUGCUGUUUGAAAACAGUAAGGAAAAAAAUAAAUAUAUCAAGUUUGUA